AUGGAAAGUGAAGCUCGAAAUGCCGAUCAAAUUACGUCGAAAUGGCGAGAUAUUCGAUUAAAAUGCACCGAUUUUGGAGGAAUCUACAACAAUCUCCUAAACAUACGCAAAAGCGGCUCGAACGAUUUUGAUGUUUUCAAGGCGGCCAUGGACCAAUAUGAAAAAACAACGCCUACACGCAAAGCUUUUCCGUAUAUGAAGCCGUGGCUAAAAUUGAAAGACUCCCCAAAAUGGAAAGAGCAAACGGAAGGAAGUUCCCAAUCUUCCGGUUCAAAGCGUUCGAGAAACCCCGAUGGAGCUUCUCAACAAUCGGACGGCCGAACACACAUCGACAUCAACGACGCUCCGAUAGAUCUUGAAACCGACCAACCUCUUCCUCGGCCCGUUGGAAGAAAUAAAGCAAAAAAAGCGGCGUCAACAUCUUCGAAUUCUAGUGUUAUGGAUAUGUUCGGCGAUAAAUUUGAUCGAUAUGUGCAUCUUCAGGAAACGAAGGCCGAGGUGAUGACUCGGAUGGAACAAAAAAUGAUCGAAGCACAAACAUCAUUUCAAGAGGCACAAGAGACACUCCAAACAAAAACCGACAUGGAAAUCUUGAAAAUGAAAGCGGACGACCUUGAGGGCGAAGACUUGGAACUUUUUCUAGCAAUGAAAGAGUCGGUUCGAGCCCGACGUAGGCGUAGGGGUAGUUUAUUUUAUGUAUGGUUGGAAUUUUUAGUUUUUUAA
Lactuca sativa (garden lettuce) is the source of this 723-nucleotide messenger RNA. The record is from RefSeq and is a predicted model, not a curated record. NCBI's taxonomy places the organism in Eukaryota, Viridiplantae, Streptophyta, Magnoliopsida, Asterales, Asteraceae.